This is a messenger RNA of Aspergillus campestris IBT 28561, 900 nucleotides long. RefSeq lists its product as uncharacterized. The record is from RefSeq and is a predicted model, not a curated record. The transcript has 2 exons. Bases 488 to 784 code for a protein of 98 amino acids. Lineage: Eukaryota; Fungi; Ascomycota; Eurotiomycetes; Eurotiales; Aspergillaceae.
CUUGGACAUGGUCCACCACGAGUGGAGCCAGCCGCUUCAGCCCCCUACCUGUCUCAUACCUGGGACGUCGUUCCCUUGCAUUGUGGAUUGGAGUUGACCUGGCGGAAAUCUAGCUGGGCGACCCACAUGGAAUGUGUGAUGGCCUAUCGGAUCGUCCCAUCCUGCCCUACCCCGUAUUGUAGCCCUCGCGAUUUGUCGUGCCGCGCCUCCCCGUCGCUGGGAAAUGUCGAUCCCAUGGGCGGCCUGACGGCAUCGACCAUCAUCUAUUUGUGGUGGUAGGAGGCCUUGAUGGGGACGAUUGUCACCCUGGUAUGGAUAGACAUUUUCUAGACAGCGAGAUGGCAGCACAACGCAGUCGAGCUGGCAGACCGACGACGGGUAUAAAGCCCGUCAUUGCACCUGGGCUGAAGAUGGUCUCCUAUGCCAACCACAGAACUGACAAACUUCUACCAUCGCCAAAAGAUCCAACUCCAGAGUAUCAUUUACAAUGAAGACCUCCGUCAUCGUCGCUACCAUCGCCUCCCUGGCCUCCCUGACGGCCGCGUUUGACGUCGCUGUCACCUUCCGCGGCGGCCGUGGAGAACGGUUCGGCCAGUCCUUUCCCACUGAUGCCUCUAGCCAUGCCAUUACCAAUCCGAUGAUCGUCUUCGAAAUCUCCUCUCCCGGAGGAGGAUUCUGCACCUUUGUCGGUGCCGAGGGUGAAACCGUAGUGAUUUACGCGGAGGACAGGAAGAAGCUGAAGAAGCCCCAGCGAAUGGUGCGCGGAUCGUGCGACAAUGUUUAGUUGGUCUUGGAUGAUGUUACACAACAGACAUGGAUAAUGUCGGCGAUGGUGUAUGAGACUGAAUCGCGUUAAUGGGUGCAUUAGGAUGAUUUGAAAUAUCAGUCUAGUGCUUUGCU